Messenger RNA from Tricharina praecox, 1037 nucleotides. RefSeq lists its product as uncharacterized. Lineage: Eukaryota; Fungi; Ascomycota; Pezizomycetes; Pezizales; Pyronemataceae. The record is from RefSeq and is a predicted model, not a curated record. The transcript has 3 exons. Gene Ontology annotation, biological process: proteolysis. Bases 216 to 1037 code for a protein of 273 amino acids.
UCAUGUGACCUCGCCCGAUGAUCUCCAAUCCGCCUGCGUAAAGCUGACCGACUAUCACUCACUGAACCAUGCAUCUCAUGUACGGGCUGGUAUGGUAGGUAUGCAGGUACUACCCCGCACCGUCUUUGCACUUCACACGAUUAGCUGUUCCUGCACGUUCGACAUCCCCAUCCCGCCAUCGACAUCCCCACUUCCACCCGCCAACACCACGCACGAUGCCCCCACCCCCUCCCCCUCCCCCUCCGCCACAAAAGCAAGCCCAAAAGACUUUAACAAUCCUGCUCACCGGCUUCGGCCCCUUCGUACGAAUAAGCGACAACCCGUCAUGGUCCAUCGUGGAGACGCUCUUAUCCAGCGGACCACUUACCAUCCGCACUCCUUCCACACUCUACACAAUCCACCUCCUCCCCCACCCCUCCGCCAUAAAAGUCAGCUACGCGACUAUCGAUGCGCUCGUCCCCAGCCUGUGGGAGACAGGGACGCGUGCUUGGGACUACGUGCUGCAUAUUGGCGUUGGCCGCGAGGGUGGGUUCAAGCUUGAGCGAAGGGCGUGGGUAGACGGGUAUGUGCUCAGGGAUGUGGAUGGGCGGUUUCCGGGGGAUGGAGGGGUGGGGGACGGGGUGGGUAAGGGGGAGGGGAAGGGGAAGGGGAAGGGGGAGGGGGAGGGGAAGGGGGAAGAGAAGGGCGUCGAGAUGAAGGGCGUGCAUGGCGGCGAGCAGGCGCUGCCGCUAGACGAGCGCCCUGGAAGACAGCUGUACACCGCACUGGACGUUGAGGCGAUCGCGAAGUUCGUCGGCGAGAGCGUUACUGCCAAAGAGGACGCCACACUAGUCGACAUCGUCGCCAGCGGCGAUCCGGGUAUGUUCCUGUGCGGGUAUACGUUCCGCGCGUCACUGCUGGAGGCGGAGAAGCGUGGCGAGGAGGAGAGGGCGCGCGUGCUGUUUCUGCAUGUGCCGCCGAAGGGGAAGAGGUAUGGUGUUGAUACUGGGGUGGACGUGGUGCUCAAGGUGGUGGAGGGGAUGGAUAGAACGGGAUAG